Molecule: messenger RNA, 975 nt
Organism: Rhineura floridana
Lineage: Eukaryota; Metazoa; Chordata; Lepidosauria; Squamata; Rhineuridae
Product: ankyrin repeat and SOCS box protein 15-like
Exons: 2
Coding region: 1-975 (324 amino acids)
Biological process (GO): intracellular signal transduction
Cellular component (GO): cytoplasm
Molecular function (GO): protein binding
Source: RefSeq, a predicted model, not a curated record
AUGUCUUCUGCCAGCUGUGUUCACAUGUACAGUCCUAACCAUGUCUACUCAGCAUACGAAGGGCAUUAUUUGGCCUUGAAAUUCAUAAUUCCAGUUACAUCCCAAACUGCAAUCCAGAAAAGUGGGCAGAGUCCCAUCCACUCAGCAGCAGAUGGCCAACAUCCACAGUGCCUAGAACUCCUCAUUGAAAAUGAUUUUGAUGUCAAUGCCCUCCUGGCAGAACACAUUUCUCAAAGUUAUGAUGAUGAAAGGAAAACAGCACUUUAUUUUGCUGUUUCCCACAAUGACAUCCUCUCAACCGAACUAAUGCUACAAGCUGGUGCAGACCCAAAUAAAGACCCCCUCAACUGCCUCCUUGUAGCAGUGAGAGCUGGCAACCAUGAAAUCGUAAGGUUGCUUCUUUCUUAUGGAGCAAAUGUCAACUGUUACUUUAACCUUGUGAAUGACACCCAUUUCCCCAGUGCUAUUCAGUAUGCCUUGAAUGAUGAGGUAAUGCUGAGGCUCCUGCUGAAUCAUGGAUAUCGCGUGGAUCUGUGUUUUGACUGCAUGCAUGGGGACAUCUUUGGAAAUUCUUUGGUGUGGUCAGCUCUGGGGGAAGAGGAAGUGCUACCAGGAUGGACAUCUUGUGUAAUUAAAGAUAUUCCAUUCUGUGACUUUAUUACUGUUUCUUGGAUGAAGCAUUUAGUUGGAUCCAUUGCUCACAUUUUGAUAGAUUACAUGGACUAUGUUCCCCUGUGCACAAAACUAAAGUUUGUCUUGGAGACACAGAAAGAAUGGGCACAUAUCCGGCAAAUAUUAGAGAGUCCUCGCCCACUAAAGCAUUUGUGCCACCUGAAAAUAUGUAAAUGUAUGGGAUUAGAGAGGAUGCAGAAGCAACAGUCACAGAAGAAGCUUCCCCUUCCGCCAGUUCUUAAAGCAUAUAUCUUAUACAAAGAAUCUCGAUUAGGAGACAGAGCUACGGGACGUGUUGGGUAG